UCCGCCCAAUCAACGAGCGGCAUUCACCUGGCUGGUGCAGCCCUCGCCUGUCUUUCGUUUGUAAAAUGUUCACUUGAAAUCGUUACAUUUAAGUUAUAUAUAUAUAUAUAUAUAUAUAUAUAUAAAUAUAUCCAUAUAUGUUGGCAGUCGCUAUCGUUUCCCAACCCAAAAUUCCCUCAACGUUUCCAAUGAGAAAGUAGCGAGAAAGCCUCUUGUUUCUUUGGCGAGUUCGACCUACGUGGGAGCUGGCCGCCAGGCGUGUACCGAAGUGAACACAUCGCCCCGGUUGGGGAGUUGCGCCGCACGCUCAGUUGCAUAAUUUUCGCCUUGGGGGAAGGCAGUGUGUCAGCGGCCACCAUCUCAUCGCUCGCACGGUCCACACCGAACGGAAGGGCUACAAACGCGGCGGCCCACAGCUAUGUGCCACUCCGCGCUGCAUGCCCGCAACUUGCCUUUGACUCCACGUUACUGGAUUUCCACCGUCUGAUUACGGGAUUUUGAGGUCAAACCAGUUUGUUGUUGUCAAAAAUGAGUGCGAGGAGAAGAGGUGGGAAGCCCAACAGAGGUGGAUGGAAAUUUAACAAGCCAGGAGGAGGAGGAGGAGGAGGAGGAGGAGGUAGAAAAGGAGGAAGCGGCGGCUGGGAUGAUGACGAUGAUGAUUUCACCCUUGAUUUUGGACCACGGCCAUCCAGCAGACCCACCAAAGCACGAGGUGGCGGCAGCCAUACCAGCGGCAGUAGGAAUGGCAAUCCCGGAUGGGGAGGUAGCGAUCGAAACAGAUGCAAUAGACCCGAGUCUGUUCUCCCCAAAUCCCUGGCGAAGAACAGAACCUACACCAAGGCAAGUGACAGCAGCAAACCAGAGGCGAGCAGCAUGCCUAUGCAGAAGAUUUUAAUGACUGACAAGAAUCAAGAACUCCUCAAGGAGCUGCUGUGGGACCUGCGGACACGGGACUUCGACGAGCAUGAAGAUGAGACUGGUUUCGAUGAUUUACGAGAGGAGGAACACGAUGAACUGGACCAGCGUGAGGAAGGCCAGUUUUGGAGCACCAACGACGAGCCGAUGGAGAGAGCAGAGAGCCCGAGAGAGUACGAAUCGGACAACGAACGUCCUCCAGCCGAACCUAUCGUCUCCGUGUUUGCUAUAGGCAAACUCUGCAGGUAUGGCUUUGACCGGGAGCGCAGCAAGCAGGCACUGGAGUCCAGUGGAGGAGAAUUUGGCGCGACGCUGGAGCAGCUCCUUCAGCAGGUUUACACCGAACGCUACGGAAAGGAAGCAGUUUCCAGUGCGGACUUCGCCGCCAUGCCCGUGGAUGAGUGUCUGAACCAGAGGCAGGAGGAAGCGCUGGCGCUGGCUGCCAUUUACGGCGACCGCUUCCAGGAGCGCAUUGCCAAUUCAGUGUGGGUAAUAACCUUGGAUGGCCUGUUCCUUACAGACAACAUUGGCAAAAACUACAGUGCGAAUCAGAACGGUUUUAAGUCUUCUAAAAAAGUCUGCCAGUUUUACAUGAAAGGAAGAGGCUGCAGGUAUGGGAACAAAUGCAAAUUCAAGCACCAAGCUCCUGAUAAAGGCUUAUCAAAGCUACAGGGACCAGCCCAAGCUGAGAUAAGCAGCUAUUCUCCCCCGGAGUAUGAACUGGAGAUCCGUUUCCCGAAAGGAAACCGCUACCCAUAUCAAGCACCAGUUGUCGCCUUCAGCACCAACGCCGAGUCCGUCGGCGCCGCCGGGAGGCUCAGCGUGACUGAAAGGUUGUUUGGGGAGGCACUGACAGCCGCCCAAAACAAUGAACCCGUGGUUUAUACUCUGGUCAGCAUAUGCGAGGACGAGACCACCAUGAAGGAGCUGCUGGACGUCGCACAUCACAAAUACAGCAAGCCGCAGCCCGUUGUGGUUCCUCCUGCCUCGGUUGCGCCGGCAAAGCGUAAAAGUGUGACGAACAACGCUUCGGAGGAAAACGUCUGUCCCAGCAGGAGGAUCACGCCGCCAGUAGACCGGACUGGAGGGGCAGAGGGGCGGGAAGACGACGACGAGGUCUCCGCCGUCCCCAUCGAAAACGUCAGCUCCGUCAACCUGAGGAAGAAGGUGGCCAAUAAUCUCAACUCGCUCCAAGAGAAUGGCAAGCUGUGCAGAGAAUUUCACAGGAAACAGUCCUCCAAGCGCUUCAGGUCAAUGCUGGAGCAGAGGACGAAGCUGCCGGCUUGGAACGAAAGAGACAACAUUCUGGAUCUGUUGGAGGGGUGUCAAGUGUUGGUUGUCAGCGGCAUGACGGGGUGCGGUAAGACAACUCAGAUCCCCCAGUUCAUUCUGGAUGCUUCCUUGAGCGGUCCGGCGGAUAAGGUGGCCAACAUCGUCUGCACUCAGCCACGCCGCAUCUCCGCCAUCUCAGUGGCCCAGCGGGUGGCGCAGGAGCGGGCCGAGAGUCUUGGCAACUCCGUGGGCUACCAGAUCCGCCUGGAGAGUGUCCGGUCGUCUGCCACCAGGCUGCUUUACUGCACCACAGGAGUGUUGCUGAGAAGGCUGCAGGGCGACGUGGACCUUCAAUGCGUUACCCACGUCGUUGUGGAUGAGGUGCAUGAGCGCACAGAGGAGAGUGACUUCCUCCUGUUGGUCCUCAAAGACCUGAUUCUUCAGAGACCUGACUUGAAAAUUAUCCUCAUGAGCGCCACACUCAAUGCCAACCUCUUCUCUGAAUAUUUCUACAGCUGUCCAACUGUACACAUACCUGGUUGCACUUUCCCUGUCACCCAGUUUUUCCUUGAGGACGUCAUCUCUUUAACCCGGUAUGUGAUGGAGGACGGGAGCCCUUACAUGCGCUCAACGAGACCGAACCCUUCUGUGAGUGGGCAGGGAGGAAGAAGAAAGCCAAAGGACAUGGUGGACACCUUGGGGGAUGACAUGUGGAACUUCAUGUCUUUCACUAAAAAGGACUUUGUCAAAGACUCUGUGCCCGACCAACAACUCAGCCUGCAGGAACUCACGGUUAGAUUCAAAGAUUGUAAAGCGUCUGUGCUGAAGACCAUUGCUGCAAUGGACCUGGACAAGAUCAACAUGGACCUGAUUGAAGGUCUGCUAGAGUGGAUUGUGGAUGGAAAUCACAGUUACCCCCGAGGUGCAGUGCUGGUGUUUCUUCCAGGCCUCGCUGAGAUCAAGAUGCUCUACGAGCAGUUGCAGUCAAACAGGAAGUUCAACAACAGAUGUGUGGUGUACCCGCUCCACUCCACUCUGUCCAAUGAGGAGCAGCAGGCCGUCUUCAGUCGCCCCCGUGAGGGCGUCGCAAAGAUCAUCAUCUCCACCAACAUCGCCGAGACCUCGGUCACCAUCGACGAUGUGGUGUACGUCAUCGACUGCGGGAAGAUGAAGGAGAAAAGGUACGACGCAACCAAAAGCAUGGAGAGCCUGGAGGAUACGUGGGUGUCACGGGCCAACGCGCUUCAGAGAAGGGGCAGGGCAGGCCGCGUGGCCUCAGGGGUCUGUUUCCACCUCUUCACCAGCCACUGCUUCCGGCACCAGCUGGCGGAGCAACAGCUUCCUGAGAUCCAGAGAGUUCCUCUGGAGCAGCUUUGCCUCCGCAUCAAGAUCCUGGACGUGUUCGCAGAGCAAACGCUGGAGUCCGUCUUCUGUCGCCUCAUCGAGCCGCCGGCCACGGGCAGCUUGGACGCGGCCAAGCAGCGCCUGCAGGACCUGGGCGCCCUGACGUCCGAGGAGAAGCUCACCCCGCUGGGCUACCACCUGGCCUGCCUACCCGUCGACGUCCGCGUCGGCAAGCUCAUGCUGUAUGGCGCCAUCUUCCGCUGUCUGGACCCAGCACUCACCAUCGCUGCCAGCCUCGCGUUCAAAUCACCUUUUGUGUCACCAUGGCACAAACGUGAUGAGGCCAACGACAAGAAAAUGGCCUUUGCGCUCGCCAACAGUGACCAUCUGGCCCUGCUCCAGGCAUACAAGGGUUGGUGUGACGCUGAAAAGGCAGCCGACUUGUCCGGCCCCCAUUAUUGCCGGCAGAACUUCCUGUCUGUGCGAGUCCUGCAGGAAAUCGCUUGCCUCAAGCGGCAGUUUGCCGAGCUGCUGUCCGACAUCGGUUUCAUCAAAGAAGGGCUGAGGUCCAGAGUGAUUGAGCGGCUUGGCUCCAAAGGCUCUGACGGGCUUCUAGAGGCUACUGGGCCAGAGGCAAACCUGAAUGCAGAUAACAUCCAUCUAAUGUCUGCCAUGCUGUGUGCUGCCCUCUAUCCUAAUGUGGUGCAGGUCCAACCCAGCGAGGGGGUUUGUAAGGUGAGCGUCAAAGGAGUGGUCAAGAUGCUCCCCAAGGCCAACGAGCUGCGCUUCCUGACCAAGAGCGACGGCUGCGUCCACGUUCACCCCUCGUCCGUCAAUUACAACGUACGUAAAUACCCCAGCCCCUACCUGGUGUACCUGGAGAAGGUGAAAACCUCCCGGGUUUUCAUCCGGGACUGCAGCAUGGUGUCCGUGUACGCUUUGGUGCUCUUUGGAGGCGGGGAGGUCAACGUGGAGAUCCACAAGGGCAAGUUUGUCAUAUCCCUCGACGAUGGAUGGAUUCGGUUCGCUGCCGAUUCUCACCAGGUGGCUGAACUGGUGAAGGAGCUGCGCUGGGAGCUGGACCGCUUGCUGGAGGACAAAAUCCGGAACCCUAGCAUGGACCUGUGCAGCUGCCCCCGCGGCUCCCGCAUCAUCCGCAUGAUCGUCAACCUCGUGUCCACUCAGUAGCUCUGCCACUGUUUCACUCUCCUAAGUGCUUCGUUUUCCCACAUCUUUCUGACUCCUAUAGGUUAUGAUCCCAUGCUUGUCUUUUUCCUCACGCACGUUGUUGAAGUAGCCAUCAAUGGAUUCAUGGGUAGGAAAGAAAAAAUAUGCACUCGAGCACAAUGUGUUUGCUUUUUGUGCGUCGCUGCUUACCAACAAAAGCCUCGUGUCCUGACAGCAUUUUAAUUAAUUUUUUUUGGGCUAUAGGGACUGCGUGUUGACUGAAAUUCACACGGCAUUGCAUUAUUUAAGAACACUUACACCGCAAAUCUUCGUCGCCAUGCUGCCACAUUACAUUAUAUCAUGGACUGUGUGUGUGUCUACCAAUUGUUUUGCACCAACUUCUCGGGAUCCAUAUUGGAAGCGUUGUACCGAAAGUGACUCUGUACUGACAAUAAUGUUUUUGACAGGGAGCUCCAGUUGUGUCUCCAUGCUUUUCACACAUUUAACGUGAUCUGAAUGUAUUUGCACGUUUACGAAGUCACGCCAAGUGCUCUUUGAAUGUGGGGAGUUGCCAAAUAAUUUGUCUUAAAACAUUAAAAAGUUGGCUUUUA
Messenger RNA from Phycodurus eques (leafy seadragon), 5309 nucleotides. It is a transcript of the gene dhx57, whose product is annotated as DEAH (Asp-Glu-Ala-Asp/His) box polypeptide 57. Gene Ontology annotation, molecular function: metal ion binding; ATP binding; protein binding. The record is from RefSeq and is a predicted model, not a curated record. Bases 529 to 4719 code for a protein of 1396 amino acids. The transcript has 24 exons. Lineage: Eukaryota; Metazoa; Chordata; Actinopteri; Syngnathiformes; Syngnathidae. Gene Ontology annotation, cellular component: intracellular anatomical structure.